GGGAAACCUUUGACUCUCAGAAAUCCAGUGGACUUGGACCCACCAUGAUCAACGAUAACGGAUUAUAGGUGUUGUUGUCUAGAACAUCUGCGAGGUCAAAGUUUCCCUAUCUCCCGUGUGGCGGUUCAGACGCACAUGCGGCGCACUGUUCAUGGGAAGAGGAGCGCUCGCUGAGAUGUACAACGCACCGGCAGCCACAUCGAGGGGAAACAACGUUACAGUGGCCGGCCAUUCAGAAAACCCUUCGUGACAAGCCACAUAUCCUGCCAGGGGAUCGAACCCAGAUCGUUCAAGUCCCAAUGAGGCAGCCAAAGCGCUACAAAAUCCACUGGCCCCUCGGUUACUCAGGCCGCCUCUCCAAAGCCUUGCCUCCUCCAUCAAGAGAGGCCCCUGCAUCCGUCCGUCCACGGGUUCGCGGCACUCCUCCCGCACGUCGCCAGCCGGACCUCCCGCGCAAAAGAGAAAAAAAUGGCAGACUUUCCUGAUGUUGUUUCUCUCGCAACAAAAGUGACGAACACAGUCAUCCAGUACUACAACAUUGAAGAUAGUGAAUGGAGACUGGCUAAGAAAACAAAAGAUACGACGGUUUGGCGCAAGCCAUCAGAAGAAUUCAACGGAUACCUUUACAAGACACAAGGGAUCGUGGAAGAUGUCACUAACAGAAUAAUAGAUCACAUACGCCCUGGGCCUUAUCGGCUACAUUGGGACAGCCUAAUGACCACGAUGGACAUAGUUGAUGAGUUUGAAGACAAUUGCUGUGUCAUGCGUUACACCACUGCUGGCCAACUGUGGAACAUAAUUGCACCUAGAGAGUUCAUUGACUUCUCCUGUACAACAGACUAUGAAGAUGGACUUCUCUCAUGUGGUAUUAGCCUGGAUUAUGGUGAAGUAAGACCGAACUUUGUGAGAGGCUUCAACCACCCCUGUGGCUGGUUCUGCUUCCCACUCAAGGACAACCCUAGACACAGCCUGCUGAUGGGCUUUAUUCAGACGGAUCUGCGUGGGAUGCUCCCCCAGUCUGCAGUGGACACAGCCAUGGCUAGUACCCUGGCUAACUUUUAUUCAGAUCUCAGGAAAGCUCUGAAAGCAUAAUCAGACUGUGAACAUCCCCUGCUUUGCACCGUAGAUGUUUAAACAUAGGGGAGGUUGGAAGUUUCCUGCAUGAAGAUUUGCUGUGAUUUCCCUUUUGGUGCCAGGUGGUCCCAUUUGCACAGACCAGUUGGGAUUGUGUUUGCUCUGACAUAAGGCCCACUGAGUCUAACUCAGACUUGCUUUGUCAGAGGUGUUAUUAUUAUUAUUAUUAUUUUGCAUGGUAGUCUGAAAAACUGUUGAUAAUGCCUCAGAAAUGCACUCGCCCCAAUUUGUUCUUUUAAUAUUCACAUCUUUGCAACCCAAGGUAGCAGGAAACAGGUUUUCAUUUUAUAGAUUUUGAAGAGAGCCCUGUUGGAUCAGACAAAGAGCUUCUCCAGCCCAGCAUCCUGUUUUCUCCUGGGGCCAGCCUCAUGCCUUGGUUGGCAUUUGGGGCUGGCCAGGCUCUGGGUCCACCGUAAUGAUCUGUGAAUGAAUGGGAAGCUGUUCUGCUCCAACGAAGUUGGAAUUUGAGACCUCCGUGGCAUCACUUGGAAGAGAUACUUUUGGGACUACAACUCCCAGAAUCCACCACCCAGCAUAGCCACUGGGAGAUUAUGGAAAUUUUAGUCCCCAAUAAUAUCCUUUUUGAACUUUGCUUUUGGUGGAAACAUCUGGAUUGCCAUUUGCUAUGAAGCAUCCACAGUGUUGGUGGAGGCUGCAUGCAUUCAUCCACACUGCACCAUGAGUAGAAUGUUUAUUCCCAGCUAUCUUUGGCUAAACACAUGAUGUUAUCUGCAUCUGAACAUGGGGCAUAAGAAUUUUUUGUGAUUUUCAGGGAAUGAGUGACAAAAUGAAGACUAGUGUUAUAAAAAGCUGAGUGACCUCAAGGACUUCUGUAAAGCAAAGUAAUUUUGAUAUUUGCUGCAUUUUACUUGUAUGUUGGUUUUUAUUUUUAAAAUGUAUGUUUCUAGGGUGAUCUCUUGAUGCAUUGUUUGUGCAACUGAACUUCCACACAUGAUGCACGUUGCAGAAAGAUAAGGAAGUUUUUUCACAUAUUUCACACUUUUACACUGUGUUUAUACCUUGAGUCGUAAGGCAGGGAAGAGCUAACCCAGACUCAUGAAGGCUGAAUACACACCCAUCCUGAGACCUUAUGGAGGUGCAUCUCCCUUGCCUUCCCUACAUUUUUUUUCUUACAAAAAAUGGGGAGGAAUGAAAAAGCGUCUUUGUACCUUUUUUUGAGGGAAUGGGCAAAACAUAGCAAAAUUGCCCCAUUCCAUAAAGGGCACAAAGGAACAUUUUGAGUGUGUUUCAGUGUUCUUCCGUUGGGGGAAUGGGGCCCCCAGAGGUGCUAGGGAUGUGUUGGGCCCUCUGAAGGAUCACACUGCCAAUGGGCUACAAGGUGCCCACCCUUGGUGUAAGGUCAUGCGAUUGGUCUCAUCCCAAAACAGGAAUUAGUAACAUAUGUUUCAGUCUCUAUUUGAACUGGGGUUAGUGUUACCAAGUAUAUGCUUUGGAGUAGCACAGCACUCCCAACAAGGGGAGUGGGAAAGUGUUUAUAGAUAAAGAGAGAGAAAAAUACAAAGUUUUAUGUGCAUUGCUCUGGAUUGUUCUCUGUAAUGAGGUGAGGCUAUAUAUGUACUAUAGGUCUAAAUCCAUUUGAUACUUUUAGGUGGAGUAGACCCAUCUUUCAUCAGUUCCACUGACUGAAUGGUUCUACUUGAGUUGGAACUAUCACUUGGAUUUAGGUUAUAGCAAGAGAUAGCUGCACAAAGAAAGAAGUUUCUGCAUAAUACAACUGGUUUCAUUCAGUGGAUGUGAGAUCUCUCCAUAUCCACUUUGUGGGCUUGCAUCCUCCAAGCCAGGAACGUAACAAGCAUCUUGUGACACUACUCCCAAUCUUGGAAACCCUUCCCAGAGUAUGUAGUAGUGAAUAUUCAGAAACAUCAAAAGCUAAGGUACAAUGUGUCAUGUAAACUUAGCUUCAGAUAAACAUUGGAAAAUGUGAAGAAGAUAAGUGAGGUUAACAGCAUACAUUGAGUACAUGUUCACUUCCAAGAGAUUCUGAAAACUCAUCAGAGAGUGUAUGUACGAUUAUUUUUAAAGGGAAGAUCAGGGGAAAGGGGCAGAGGAACAGGAAUAACAGGUCCGUUUGCAACAGCUUUGAUGCCAAAUUGCUUUAUACAGUUGAAAAGCCUUAAAGGCCAUUUUGGUGGCUGUAUAGGAGACCAUAUCAAGUGCUUGCUUUGCAGAUGCAAUGUGUAUGUAUGUAUAUAUGCGUAUAUAUGGGUCUAUGAGAACAUUUGGCAUGUUAUGGCAUGGAAACUAACUCACCCACUAAUUUCCCAAUGCAUCUCUAAAGAAUUGCAUGGAAAUACAGUGGGCACCUUUGCAGCACAGUAUAAAGAUGUUUUAGGCAUAAAUAUGGGGGAAACUAUAGCUGAACGUGAAAGCCUAGGAAUGUAAUGUGUCACAAGAUCAAGCCAAAGGCCUAUUUCCCAGAGUUACAUCUGAUAUGUUCCUCGUUAGGACAUGAUAUGAAGCCUUCAUUUGCUGUUGUUCCCCUGCAAGUGAUAUUUAGAGGCAUCCUGGCUCUGAUUCUGAAGGUGACCCAGAACCAUGACUAGCAGUUAUCAAUAGCCUUAUUUUCCAUGAAUUUGUCAGACUUUUAAAAAACCAUGUAAGAUUUCCCUUCUUGGUUAGCAAUGAUGUGGAUUUCUGAUCAUUCAGUCUUUGUUUCUUUGAUGAGAUGAAUGGGUGUGUACUUGAGUGGAGUGUUCCAGGUUAACUAGAGUUAAGAGAAUUGAAUUAAAAUGGCCUUAUAUUUUUCAGAAAAAAAGGGCAUCAGUAUGCAUGUAGUGUUCAUUGGCACAGCAAAUGUAAAAAUGAAUACUUUUGACUGAACUCAGGAAAUACAUUGUAAAUGGCAUUAUUAUGAUAAAAGAAAGUUUAUUUAUAAAUAUAGAAAGGUGACCUGAGGGUUUGUUUGUUUGUUUGUUUUUUGAAAAAUGGGAAGUGCAAAUUACCUCUUGAGUAUACAGCAUAGGACUGGGGCUGGAUAAGUGAGGAACAGCCUUGCACUUUUUUUAGUUCAAAAGGGCUGAAUGUUUAAAUAUGCAAAUAAAUCUUCAUGCUUUCAUUUGAUAUGGGUUGCUUACCAAUUCUAAGAGUUUCCGUCUUAAAAGCCAUGCUGUCCUCAGAAACAAAAACAUUGACACAACAGAACCAAUCGGUUCUGUUUCAAUCCAUAGUUUAUUUUAUUUUUUAAUCCUUGUAAGGAUUAUAAGGAAUAACUUGUCAUUAGAUUGAUUGAAAAUAUGAAUUAGUAGCAGCAGCAACAAAACAUUAGUAUCAGUAUUAGUAGCAAAGAAGUAAAGCAUGUGAAUAUGUACAAAAUUACUAUGGUUAUUAAAAGUAAAACGCCAUCUAUUUCAGUAAGAAAAGUGCUCCCAUUUCAUGGUACAUCAGUCUUUAUCCUGAUAGGACUCAAAUAUUGAUUCAAUAUUUUCUUUAAGAACAGUUUAAUAACACUGUGAAGCUGCUCUUGGAAGAAAUAAUUUUCUGUGACUUCUUUUCAUUGGUAAAGUAGUUUCAUAAUGAUUCCUUUUAAAGAAAUUCUUAAUAUACUUUAAUGAUUCAAGCAGAUGUUUUUAAAUUCACUUGCUGGCACAAGUGAUAGCAAUUCCACUGAAGGUAAAGAAAUUUGCCUCUGUUCAUUGAGAUCAUGCUUCUACUAAAGAGAAUAAGAGAAUUAUGAUGUUAUUCUGUUCUGUAUAAUAACCAAUAUGAGACUAUAGAUGUUUAUUAUGUAUAUUAAAGAAUUAUGUUCAAAUCUUUUUUAAAUAAUUAAAAUAUAAUUAGGAUUACUUCA
Pogona vitticeps (central bearded dragon) is the source of this 4942-nucleotide messenger RNA. RefSeq names its product StAR related lipid transfer domain containing 4 (gene STARD4). Gene Ontology annotation, molecular function: cholesterol binding; cholesterol transfer activity. Gene Ontology annotation, cellular component: cytosol; endoplasmic reticulum. Gene Ontology annotation, biological process: intracellular cholesterol transport; cholesterol transport involved in cholesterol storage; cholesterol import. Lineage: Eukaryota; Metazoa; Chordata; Lepidosauria; Squamata; Agamidae. The record is from RefSeq and is a predicted model, not a curated record.